Messenger RNA from Mesorhabditis belari, 1902 nucleotides. The record is from the annotation of a GenBank genome assembly. NCBI's taxonomy places the organism in Eukaryota, Metazoa, Nematoda, Chromadorea, Rhabditida, Rhabditidae.
AUGCAUCCACAUCCAGACACAGAGGUCGUGAUCAUCGGCAAUGGUCCAGCCGGUCUGUGUCUGUCCGCUUUCCUCUCCGGCGUUUCUCCAUUUUAUUCGCCGAUGACUCCACAUCCCGAUCCACUUCUGCAUCAACGACUUUCAGAGAACGCGGCCGAGUCCCUUCUUGAUCAGGACUUGAGUUGGGCGUAUGGAUGGGAUGAGAUGGGAUCGUCGACGCUUCGACCAAUGACUUCUCUUUAUGAUACCCUAGUUCGACCAGAGGCCGAUCUUGGUAGCCAGCUUGGCUCAUGUCUUCAUUGGGAACAAAACUCAUCGAAAUGUGUUGAUCACAUUGUUUUGGGUGAAACGGCAAUUGGUGGAUCGUGGAAUACUUAUGAUAAAAAGAUGAUUGCCGUGUCCUUUCACAACUGGUUGGACUUGCCCGGGUUCUCGAUUUCCGAUUCUCUAAGAGGUAAGCUCUUGAUUCCACGAAUAUCGGCGAUGCUCUACACAAGAUACAUGGAGAAAUACGCACAACAUCUUGGGCUUAAAAAGAGCAUCCGAUCACAGACAAAAGUCAUCAGUGUCAAGAAAGAGGGUUCUUUAUGGCGUGUGAAAGCAGUGACAACGAAAUGCGGUGUGAAAUGGCAGACAUUCAGUCUCACGACAAGGAGAGUCGUGAUGGCGUGUGGAAAAACGAAACAAAGAACAUUGCAGGUUGAAGGUGAGGGUGACGAGAAACACAUUGUUUAUGACAUGAAAACCCUCAGGAAGAAAGUCACCAAACUCUUAGCGCAUAAAAGUGUUUCCACUUCGGAAAAAAUCCCAACAAUCGUUGUUGUCGGUGAUGGUAUUUCUUCAGCAGAUAUGGUCGGUUUCUGUCUCUCUCAAGGCCUCAAAGUCAUCCAUAUCAUCAAGAGAAAUGAAAAACAAUUGAGAUCUACGGUAAUGUCUCGUCUCUCGGCUGGUCACUAUGCCGAGUAUCACUCGAUUUAUCGUUUGAUGACUGGAAGGGAAAGUCAUCCAUUGUAUGAGAGAAAGAUCAAUGCACAAGUCACAAAGCUGGCUGAGGGGAAAGCUUUUGUUUCUGUGAAAGAUGGAGUGGAGAAUGAGAUCGGGUACUCCCUUCUCGGCGUUUGUAUAGGACGAAUUUCUGAGGGAAUGGGUUUGUUCGAUCGAAAAUACACAUUCAAUGAUUAUACUUCGGAUGAGGAUGAGACGCUGAUGUGCGUUGGAUCGUUUGCCGGUGAUCAUUUCGUGCGUUACCUCGUUGGCGGGUGUUUGGAUGUGGCGCGAACGAUUCACAAAUCCCUCAAGACUCCGAUCUCGAUUAAAGACUCCGAUCAAAUGGAUUUAAAUGGUUUGAUGAACAUUAUCGUGUUGAUAAGCGAGAUGUUAAGAAUUUUUAUUCUAGCGUUGAAAAUGGUCAAGGAACAAAACGAAGACUUGUACGUAAAUCAGCAAGCAAUGGGACGUAUGCACAACCCCGGAAAAGGUAUGGCCAAAUCGGCCUUGCCAUAUCGUCGCUCCAUUCCAACAUGGCUGAAGAUGAGCAGCGAAGAUGUGGUCGAGCACAUCUGCCGACUUGCGAAGAAGGGUCUCCGACCAUCCCAGAUCGGUGUGUUGCUUCGUGAUUCGCACGGAGUUGCCCAAGUUCGACGCAUUACCGGAAACAAGAUUGUCAGAAUUCUCAAGGCGAAGGGCAUGGCUCCAGAGAUCCCCGAAGAUCUUUAUCAUUUGGUGAAAAAGGCCGUCAGCAUCCGGAAACAUCUCGAGCGAUGCCGCAAGGACCGUGAUUCGAAAUACCGAUUGAUUCUUGUCGAGAGCCGAAUCCACCGUCUUGCUCGUUACUACAAAACUUCCAAAGCGCUUCCCCCAUCUUGGAGAUACGAGAGCAGCACAGCAUCCACCCUUAUCGGA